Messenger RNA from Aquila chrysaetos chrysaetos, 4732 nucleotides. Its product is annotated as A-kinase anchor protein 13-like. The record is from RefSeq and is a predicted model, not a curated record. The transcript is spliced from 11 exons. Gene Ontology annotation, cellular component: actin cytoskeleton; membrane. Gene Ontology annotation, biological process: regulation of Rho protein signal transduction; positive regulation of canonical NF-kappaB signal transduction; adrenergic receptor signaling pathway. Bases 352 to 4260 code for a protein of 1302 amino acids. Lineage: Eukaryota; Metazoa; Chordata; Aves; Accipitriformes; Accipitridae. Gene Ontology annotation, molecular function: MAP kinase scaffold activity.
CACGGCGGCAGCGCUGCUCAGGUUGCAAGCCCGCAGCCCCCGGCCCUCCUUCCUGCCCGCCUCCCCGGGCGGAGAGCACCCGGCCCGGCCGCCUCUUUCCCCCCCUCCCCGUCCCCUUCCCUCUCCCUUCCCUUCCCUCCCGGCCCCGCUGCCAGGGGCGAAGCCGCCCGCCGGGCCCCCGCGGCCUUUUUUUCUUGGACUUUAGUAUUGGAAAACUCUCUGAUGAUAACUUUGCUUAGGAGCUGAGCGUCGUGACCUGCCCUCAUCCUCCUCCUUGCUUAGUGUGGGAACGACCUGAAGGACAUCUUGGAGCCACCUGUGCUGCUUCAUGCAGUUAAAUGUUCUGAGGUCAUGAAACUUAAUCCACAGCAAGCUCCAUUAUAUGGUGACUCUGUUAUUACAGUGCAACUGACUGAGGAAGAUAAAGUUGAAGAUGAUGUAGUUUUUUACUUGGUCUUCACUGGGUCAACUGUCCAACACUGCACAAGUACGAGGAAGAUUAAUCCUGGGAGUUUGGAGACAAUUUCUCCUGGCCAUGACUGCUGUGAGACAGUGAAGGUGGCGCUUUGUGCCUCUAGAGAAGGUCAUCCUGUUCUCGUUGUGGCAGAAGAGAGUUUCCAGUUUGUCCAGGAUGAAGCCUAUGACGCUGCCCAGUUUCUGGCCACCUGUGCCGGCAACCAGCAGGCACUAAAUUUCACCCGGUUCUUGGACCGGUCAAGACCACCUGCUGCAGACGUGGACUUUUUGGAUGAGAAAGUGGCUUUGGCAUUUCGACACCUGAAACUGCCGGCAGAAUGGAAUGUGCUGGGAGCAGACCAGUCCCUGACCGAGAACAUCCCUCGGGAAACUCUGAUGCAUUUUGCGGUGAGGCUGGGUCUGCUGCGGCUGACGUGGUUUCUGCUCCAGCAGCCAGGUGGAAGAGGAGCUCUCAGCAUCCACAACAACGAAGGGGCAACGCCUGUAAGCUUGGCCUUGGAGAGGGGCUACCAGAAGCUGCACCAGCUUUUGACAGAAGAGGAAGCCAGGGAACCAGACUCCUGGAGCACCUUGUCUCACACCGUGCACUCGGGGGACUACAGUGUGAAGCACCACCGUGGGCUUGAUGUUUACAUGCUGACAGCUGAAGCCAAGGAAGGGGUAGCAGCCAGCUUGGAGAGUGACAUACGGCACCUUCAGAUGCACAUGCAGAGCCACCAGCACAUGAGUUUAAGACAGCAGACCAAGCCUGUCCUGGAAGAUUCUGGAGACAGCUGUUCUAAAGCAGCAGAGCCAGAUGGUCACCCGGCCACUACCUCUCAGAGCCUAGAAGAAAUGGCAAGAGAAGGAAGGCAGGAAUGUCCAUCUGAUCUUGUUCACCUGGACAUCAGGCAGCUCUCAGACCAAACCCACCAGGAGGAUAAAUGCAACAGCAGGAGUUUGGGAGCUUUUAAUGACCUGCCAAAUGACUUGCUGAGCCUGGGGGAUGCAAAGAGCUCAGAGUGCUUCUGUGAAAGUAAAAAUAAAGUGACGUUGAGUAAAAAGGAAGAGGAGGGGCCAACCUCUGCUGAAGGCUCUGGGACUAUAUCAGAUGAGAACGACUGCACCGUGAGCCUGUGUGCAAGUGUAAACGGUGCUGUAAAUCUUCCAUCCUGUGGAAAUACAAAUGAGGAAGCUGGAAUGACAUCUGCUGGAGUUGUUUUGGAUCAAGCUGGCUUGUGCAGUAAAGAUAGUCCCCAUCAGGAAGUGCAAGCUGCUGAGGAGCGUGCAGCUGACAGUACUGUUACUGUGGUUGAAACUACAGGCGAAGCCCCAGCUUCCUUGGAGGGCGUGGAUGUGGCUAUGGGCCAAACUGAAUGCAGGAACUGUACAGGGGCAGCUGAGAGGGCUGCGGGCCAGCAGCAGGGAGAGGAUGGGAUGGCUGAGGCUGGUGAAAGGAGGACUGCAAACAUAGAAGAGCAAUUGCCAGCUAAGGAAGAGUCAGCCAGUGCCUCUCAGCCCUUACUCGGUGGUUUUAAUGGCACUGAGAGUGCAGAUGGGGAGGAUGCAAAUGUGGGAGUGGUGUCGGCGUGUGACAGUACAAAUGCAGAUGAUGGCACUAGCAAUGUCUCCAUUGACCUUUGCAAGACCAGCAAUAACAAAGAGACUGGAGCAGACUCAUGCACUGAUCAGGUAAACAGGGGCUUCUUGGAAAGCCAAGGCGAUGCCCAUGCUGCGGCGAGGCAGGAUGUCACUGCAAGUACUGGGGCAGCGUUGCCAGCGGUGAAUGGGGUGAAGUUUCCCACAUGUGCAUCAAAACCUGAUCCUGGUUUGGAAAUCCGUGGCAGCGGGGAGCAAGAAGGGCAUAUGGAAGCAGGUUGCACAGUUGGGAAAUCCAGCUUGCCCUCCCUGAAAGACAGUAUGGAAACUGAUGGCCCUGAUGCUAAACCUGAAAACAGUGAUGUUGGUGGAUCUAAUCAAAGCGGUGCAGAACCUGCACGUUGCCAGGAGAGCGGUAAGAUCACUGAAUGUGCAGCUGAAGCAAUGGAGGGCCCCGAAGCCCGUGAAGAGGAGCCAGCAGGAGCUGAUACCAGCAGCAGCGGAGAUGGAGGAAGUGCAUAUUCUGCAGAUGGAGGUCAGGAAGUCGCUAGCUGUCACCGUUCUGCUGAUCAAACUGUCGCUGAAGAUGAAAUGGGCGACAGCUUCAAACCGGACACUGCUCAAGAGAGCAAAUAUGAGCCUGCAUCACUCCCUCUGGAGGAUACCAGCGCAUGCCUGGCAGAAAAAGAGCCUGCACAAACCGAAGCAGAGAUAGCAGAAAGUGCUUCGGAGCAGGAGGGGCUGAGCAGCAAGAUGUACUCACUCAUUCCCCUACCCAGAGGAGAAGGACCGGCUGUGAGUCAGGAGGGAGAUGCUGCAGUGGCACCUCCCGGGCAGGAGGCAGCUCUGCAAGUUAACGACCCUGGGUUAGCUCCGUGUGCCAAGGGCACAGACUGUGCGGAGGACAAUUUAACAGGCACACCCUCUGUAACUCAUAAUGAAGAAUCUAAACAAAACCAGGAAGCAGUGACGGUGGCAGCAGGCUCAGCAGAGCUCGCCCAGCAGCGUGGCGGGGAGCAUGGCAAGGUAGCUGCCGGAGCCGGCUGGCCUGAGGACCAUGCAGGGGAUGAGGGCUCUCCGGAGCAGAGCCUCUUGCAGGAGGCUGAAGGAGGCAAAGCUGAGCCUGAGCAGGAGGCUCGUGCAAGUGGCAGGGAGCAGGUCUUGUCGGAGGAACUUCUUGCUGCUGUUGUGAAACCCUCUGCCUGCUGUCAGGAGGGGCCUGUGGCAGGUGGCAGCGAUGUGGAUGCGGAGAUGAAAGGGACAGCCUAUGCCAAAGAAGUGUGCAAGACCAGGGCAGUGGGUGCAGGAGAAAGCAGCAUCCGUGAACCUGCAUCGGCAGGCAAGUCACCAGGUGUGGAGAGCAACCCUUGUCCGGAUGUGGCCCUGAACCAAGAACAUUAUCCCAGUCAAACCCUACAACGAAUCUCCCCGCGCAGCAGUACCCCCGAAUUAAAGGAUGCUUCAGAAAUGAGAGCCCCGAGUGAUGCCUCUGAGGGUAAGGAAGUGUUAAGGCCGGUGACAAUAACCCCUGUCGCAGCCUAUCCGGAAGAGCAGGAGGAUACGGAAAGCAUGCUUCCCCGGGCAGCGCUUCAGCCCAUCGCAGAAGAGCCCACGUGUGACAGCGACUCCAGCACCGACACCGUUUGUCCAGCCGGCGAGAGCGAUGCUGGUCACACUGCAAAACCAGCUCAGGGGGAGGUCUUGGCUGAGCCUGAUGGGAAGCAAAGCCAACCUGUACCUGAAUCGCACUUCUUGCCAUGUUUGUGCUAUUUGCAUGCUGUUGAGUCACUGGAAAAUGUGGGAGUCAAGAGUUUGGUUUCGUCAGGUGAUGGCUACUCUCUGGAUAAAGUUCCUAAAAUGGUAAAAAGUUUUGAUGCAGUGGUUUUUGCAGCGGAGACACCUUGUUCCCCUGAAUUACCAGCCACAGAAAAAGUGGGGCUUGAGACCCAGGCUGCAGUGGAUGUGGGAGCCAGCCUUAAUGGAGAAAUGGAUUUAAGUUCCUCAAAAAAGAAGAGGAACGUCAGCCCAGUAGUGCAACGAGCUGAGCCUGUUACAGGGAAGUUGGAAAUGAAAACUGAAGAUGAGGUGGAUUUUCUGAAAGAUCGUGUCGAGAGCGCAGCCCGCGAGGAAGUGUUGGUGACACAGAGACUGAUCCCAAAGGUUCCUCGUAAGGCAGGGCUGUACCAAGAUUUGUGUAUAAUUUGAUAAAAGUGAUGCCCUGGAACAUGCUUGGGGUUGGCAAUGCUGCAUGGGGGCUGGCAGUGCCUCCGAGGUCUUCGCACAUGCGUGGUCCUGGCAAUUCUUUCUAUCCUCUCUCAUGCUUUGCCCCUCCAGGGAGUUUUUGGCAGAGGGGACUGUGGCUGUGGUCGGUGUUGGUGCAUGCACAGACUCCGAGGUCUAAAGGCAUUGCUGGCUGGGAGCAUUAGUGCCUUUGCUGGAAGAAAAAUUAAAUGAUGAGAAGACAUACAGGGAUCAAAUGUGGGGGGAAACCCCGUAUUGCUCAUGUCAGUGAAACAAUAUAAAAAAGUAUGCCAGGGAUCAGAAAUCAGUUGGUAUUGUUUUCUAUUAGUUGUGCUUUGCCAUAUUUAAGGACUGUCUAUGAUUAAAAAAAACGUGAAUUUUGGGCUUGACAGGAAUGUAAUUUUGGUUUAAAGCACCCCUGGGUUUUUGGUUUAAA